UGAAAAGCUGACAGUGCACUUCAGUGACAAAAUGUCUGCGUGUGUGUGUUUGCGCGUGUUGCUGUCAACUUGAAUUGAAUGUGUCCUGACUCAGUUUGUUAAUGACUUCUAUAUAAUGCACAGACCGACUGGCCCCGGCUAAUACAUCUGAGCCCUUCCAGUAAAACAUCUCAUUCACUCAGCAACGUCACACACACACAAGAGCACUGCAAUGAAGAGCUCUCACACUGAUUAGUCACCACACACACACACACUCGGCACACCACCUGAUUUCGGCACUUCUGUAUAGAUAAGACAGAAAUGAGUCCUUGUGGAUGGAGGGAAACAGCGAUUCCUCAGCGCUCGCUUAUUUCCAUAAUCCAUUUCCCUAAUGGAGAGUUUGAUAGAUAUAAACAGAGGUUUCUUUAUUGAUUUUGCUCUCGCGUUACAGUGAGCUUUGUGCGUUUGUUAACUGUUAUGACUCUUCUAAUGCAUGCGCCUUUAUGAAAUGAUAUUACAAUAUUCCCCUGCUCUUUGUGCUGAGGUCGUUUUAUGUACUAGACCUGCACGAGUCUAUGAACAGAUGCUCUGUGAGUCAUGUGUUUCAAGAAGUUAUUAGAAAGUACUCAUUGUGGAAUAGCUGUUGAGGUUUAUUUGUUCAUUGGUGUUCUGAAGGUUGCAGAGGGACAGGAGAUCUGUGUGAUUGAAGCCAUGAAGAUGCAGAACAGCAUGACCGCAGCAAAGACAGCCAAGGUGAAGAGUGUGCACUGUAAAGCUGGAGAUACAGUCGGAGAGGGAGAUCUACUGGUGGAACUGGAGUAGCAGAUCAUCAGUCGCUGUGGAUAAGCAAUCAAAGACACUAGUAGACUAGAUGGAACAUUUUUUACAUUAUCACUAUAAUGUAUUCAUCUCCCUGGGAUCUUGCUGGAUUCCAGUGAAGGAAAUGUCAAAACACUUACACUCUCUCGUGCCUUGGCCCUCCGUUGGAGGUGUUUUCAUUUCACAUGGAACAAACCACAAUUGGACAUCAGCAGCAGCAACUCAUCUUCAAAUGCAGUCAGUGAAAGCAGUUGACACUCUCUCUACUCUGUGUUGAUUUAGCAUUGUUUAGAGGAAGUGCUGUGAAUGUUUUGCAUUGCUGCAACUCAUUUUUAAUUAUAAGGUUAUAUUAUGCAAUGAUUUUUCUGCUCCAUGAUUAUUCAAGCAUAAUAUAGGCCUAUUCACUCAUCUACAAAUCACCAAUCCCACACUCGUCUAUUUAAGUGUUUCCAUAGAACUUGUACCUAAUUUCUGUCAUCAAAUGCAUUAAACUCAAUUAGUGAUUAUUUAGGUCUGUAGGUGCACUGUUCAAACACUUCAUUUGCUUGGGCUUUAAUUGUUAAGUCGUUUCCUCUCUUUCUAAAAUUGUGAAUCCGGAAGGAGCGGACCUUUAACAGAAGGAGAAGGCAGAUAUGAUUACUCAGAAACUAACAGACAGCUGUGGUCAGGCUUGGAGGAGGCACUUAGAUCUACUUUCUGUCUGUACUUGUUUUGAGAAAAAAUAAAGUGUUAUAAUAAAAAUGGGAUUAAUGUAACAUUCCAAGUGCUCAUGAUUGCUUGAAGCCCUAGGCUUGGGAAGGAAACACAUGAAUGCAUGAUUUGAUUGAAUGCUGUGUGGCAGCAGCUAUUUCCAGAAAA
Sinocyclocheilus anshuiensis is the source of this 1656-nucleotide messenger RNA. RefSeq names its product propionyl-CoA carboxylase alpha chain, mitochondrial-like. The coding region runs from base 577 to 801 and encodes 74 amino acids. NCBI's taxonomy places the organism in Eukaryota, Metazoa, Chordata, Actinopteri, Cypriniformes, Cyprinidae. The transcript is spliced from 2 exons. The record is from RefSeq and is a predicted model, not a curated record. Gene Ontology annotation, molecular function: propionyl-CoA carboxylase activity. Gene Ontology annotation, cellular component: mitochondrion.